Molecule: messenger RNA, 1229 nt
Organism: Alexandromys fortis (reed vole)
Lineage: Eukaryota; Metazoa; Chordata; Mammalia; Rodentia; Cricetidae
Gene: H1-5
Product: H1.5 linker histone, cluster member
Exons: 2
Coding region: 41-772 (243 amino acids)
Biological process (GO): chromosome condensation; nucleosome assembly; negative regulation of DNA recombination
Cellular component (GO): nucleus; euchromatin; nucleosome
Molecular function (GO): structural constituent of chromatin; nucleosomal DNA binding; double-stranded DNA binding
Source: RefSeq, a predicted model, not a curated record
UUAGGUUUUCUUAACUUUGCUAGCAUCUUAUAUUCUCGCCAUGUCCGAAACUGCUCCCGCCGAGACGGCUGCACCAGCGCCUGUGGAGAAGUCUCCCGCCAAGAAGAAGACGACAAAAAAGGCUGGCGCUGCUAAGCGCAAGGCCACCGGCCCGCCGGUGUCCGAGCUCAUAACUAAGGCUGUGUCUGCUUCCAAGGAGCGCAGCGGCGUGUCCCUGGCCGCGCUCAAGAAGGCUCUGGCUGCCGGUGGCUACGAUGUGGAGAAGAACAACAGCCGCAUCAAGCUGGGGCUCAAGAGCCUGGUGAGCAAGGGCACCCUGGUGCAGACCAAGGGCACCGGCGCCUCCGGCUCCUUCAAGCUCAACAAGAAGGCGGCUGCCGGGGAGGCCAAGCCCAAAGCCAAGAAGGCCGGGGCUGCCAAGGCCAAGAAACCUGCAGGCACCACCCCGAAAAAGCCCAAGAAGGCUGCGGGGGCCAAGAAGACCGUGAAGAAAACUCCAAAGAAAGCAAAGAAGCCUGCGGCGGCUGGAGUAAAGAAAGUGGCCAAGAGCCCUAGGAAGGCCAAGGCUGCAGCUAAGCCUAAAAAGGCAGCUAAGAGCCCGGCGAAGCCCAAGGCUGUGAAGCCAAAAGCAGCUAAGCCUAAAGUUGCCAAGCCAAAGACAGCUAAGCCUAAAGCUGCUAAGGCGAAGAAGGCUGUUUCCAAAAAGAAUUCCCGUUCUUCGCAGUACUUCAGCCCGCGAAGUCCGCGCCCGAUUGGAAGUCAUUCCCUAUGAAGGCGGUGACCAGGUCGCAGGACUUUAGAAGCCAGCCCCAAGGAGAGUUACUCAUUGCAGGUUUACACGUGCUGAAGGAGCUACACCCAGUACCGGCAUCUCUUCCAACGCCCCAUGCCAAACACGCCGCGUCCGACUGCAGCAAAACUGUCCAAGUCAUUUACACUUUUUUUUUUCUUUUUCUUUUUGAGACAAUGUAUGACAGCCUUGACUGUCCCGACCUAGUUCCGUAGAGGAGACUGACCUCGAACUCAGAUCAGUCCGCUUCUGCCCCGGAGUGAUGGGAUUAAAGGCGGAGUGACGGGAUUAAAGGCGUGCACCACCACCACCACCCGGUCCUCAUUUACACAUUUUAUGCAAUGGUACUGGGCUCUGCCAUUGGUGGUACACAGACAUUGAAGUUCCUUGAGAACAGUCCUUUUGUUGUUUUAAAAGUUUAAUAAUGUGGCUGGUGUGA